UGCGCGCUCCCGCGCUGGAGAUCUCCGUGCCGUCUCCGCCUGUCCACCCCAAACGCGCUUUGUUUCGUGGGACAAACGCCAUAAAAUGGAAAGUAUAUAUAGAAUCGUCUAGCUUUUGCAAAAUCCAGCCAAACAACUUUUUGACAAUCCUCUUCAUAACCAUGGAGACGGUGGUGAUUGUGGCCAUAGGUGUACUCGCCACCAUCUUCUUGGCAUCGUUUGUGGCGCUGGUGGUUGUGUGCCGUCAUCGAUACUGUCACCCUCCGGACUUUCUGCACCAGUUUGAUUCCAAACCUACAGUGGAUCUAAUUGGAGCGAUGGAGACUCAGAGUGAACCGUCAGAGCUGGAGCUGGAUGAUGUUGUCAUCACUAAUCCUCAUAUUGAGGCCAUGCUGGAGAACGAAGACUGGAUCGAAGAUGCCUCUGGUCUUGUGUCUCACUGCAUUGCGAUUCUGAAGAUAUGCCACACUCUCACUGAAAAGCUAGUCGCAAUGACAAUGGGCUCUGGAGCAAAGGUCAAAGCACCUGCCAGCUUGAAUGACAUCAUCACUGUUGCCAAACGCAUCAGCCCAAGGGUGGAUGAUGUUGUUCGAUCUAUGUACCCUCCACUGGACCCCAUUCUUCUGGAUGCCAGGGCCACAGCAUUACUAUUGUCGGUUAGUCACUUGGUACUGGUGACACGAAACGCCUGUCACAUGUCUGGCUGCCUGGACUGGAUCGACCAAUCACUGCAUGCGGCCGAGGAUCACAUGGUCGUGUUGAGAGAGGCGGCUUUAGCAUCUGAACCAGAGAGAGGUUUGCCAGAGAGAGAGCAGUCAAUUUGAGUCACAUCUACAAUACACAGUCUUAUUCAAGAACAUGUGCACCUGUAAAGAAUAUAUUUAGUGGACAAUACCUCAGCACAUCCAUGGUAUGACACAGAAAGGCAUAUUAGCUUCGCCUUGCUUUCAAACAUUGGUUCUUUCUUACUCUUUGGCUGUAUCUUUUUUGUAUCUCUGUUACAUUCCAGUUUAAUCUGUGUUCAUACUAUCUGAUAUUUCCUCAUGCUGGAUUUAUAUGUAGAUAACAGUGCCAAAAAGUGCCUGAGACAAUCAAAUUCAUGUAUAAAUGUAUAACAAAUACCACCAAAAAAAAAGAGAAAGAAAUUAGUUUUGCUAAAUAGUAUAUAAACAAAACAAGGUCUAUAUUUUCUUUCUUAUUUCUCAUAUUUGAGUCUACAUGGUGUAUUGUUUUAAUAAAAUACGUUUUCAUAUAUUAUUUACAUAUUUUUAUUAUUAGCAUCAAGAUUUAGAUUAAAUUUAAAGAUCUCUUUGCUUUUUUUCUCUCAAAAAAUACAUAUAAAUUAAGUUCAGUCUCCUUUGUAGAUCACUUUGUAAAUAGUAAAUUCACAAAUUAUAAGUCAAAAUCGCACAGCCACGUUAAGUUGAAACAGCACUUUUUUGUAUUAGUAUUUUUCUCUUAUUUUUGUUUCUCUCUCAUGAUGUUUACACCACUGUUCAAAGGUUUGGGGUCAAUAAUAUUUUUGUGAAAAAAAGCCUUUUGCUCACCAAGGCUGCAUUUAUUUAAUCAAAACACUGUAAAAACAGCAAUUUUGUCAUUUUAAUUUCUUUUGAUUUUAAUGUUUUUGAAAGAAAUAUCUUAUGCUCACUAAGGCUGCAUACAGUAAAAAUGUAACAUUUUGUGAAAUAUGAUUACAAUUUAAAAUGUGCUUUUAAUUUGAGUAUAUUUUAAAAUGAAUUUUAUUCCUGUGAUCAAAGCUAAACUUUUAGCAUCAUUACUCCAGUCUUUAAUGUCACAUGAUCCUUCAGAAAAAAUUCUAAAAUGCUGAUUUGCUGCUCAAGAAACAUUUAUUAUCAUUCAUUAUUAUUAUUAUCAGUGUUGAAAACGUGCUGCUUAAUAUUUUUUGUGUAAAUUAUUCUUCAGAAAUCAUUCUAAUAUUAUAUUUAACAAUUUAAAAUGCAUUUUUAAGGAUUUUUUGAUGAAUGAAAAGUUCAAGAACAGUAUUUUAUUUGAAAUAGAAAACUUCUAUAACAUUAUAAAAUCUUUACUGCCACUUUUGAUUCAUUUAAUGCAUAGCUGCUGAAUAAACACAUUAAUUUCUUUUAAAAAAUUGCAUUGGCCCCAAACUUUUGAACAGUUAACUAGCUGGUUGUGAACAGCUAUGCAGCAAGUAAGACUCACUUACAUUCUUUAGUCUGCUAUCUAGACAUGGUCUGUAAUUUUUCACCAGUCACAUGAAGUCUAAAUCCACACUAAUUCCUUCCCUCAACCCCCCACCACUUCACACUUUCAGCAGCCGCACACGCACACAUUCAGGACUCUGUAAUUUCAUAUGUUAAAUUCACUUAUCAAUCAUACAGUAUUCGGUUUCAGUGAUAAGAAUAUAUUGCAGCUUUGAGUUGUUGAUUACGAGUAUUUCCUCCUUUCAUUUCCUCUUGGUUUUUUGAGCAAUCUUGUUACUGACAAUUCUUUUUUGUUCCUCUAUUUGUUCUUUAA
Messenger RNA from Labeo rohita (rohu), 2496 nucleotides. It is a transcript of the gene tmem98, whose product is annotated as transmembrane protein 98. Gene Ontology annotation, cellular component: endoplasmic reticulum. NCBI's taxonomy places the organism in Eukaryota, Metazoa, Chordata, Actinopteri, Cypriniformes, Cyprinidae. The record is from RefSeq and is a predicted model, not a curated record.